Menidia menidia (Atlantic silverside) is the source of this 1262-nucleotide messenger RNA. NCBI's taxonomy places the organism in Eukaryota, Metazoa, Chordata, Actinopteri, Atheriniformes, Atherinopsidae. The record is from the annotation of a GenBank genome assembly.
AUGAUCUCUUGUUUUAAGGUAUCUGUGGCAUCUCCGGCUCUGGCUGCUCUGUCCCUCCGACCAAUGGGAUCCGACAGCCUUGGAGUCAUAAACUGCUCCCCUUCACAGGAGCUGCAGGACUGGCGACCAUAUUCGGAGAAAGAGAUGGGAACAACGAGCAGGAAUAAACCCAGGCCGCCCGCAGAGGAGCAAAGGGCCUCCAAACACGGGCUGCCAGCGCAACUCACUGAGCUAAAUGGCAUCACGAUAUGAUGCAAUGUCCAGGAUUACAUUUGGCACAAGGGUGCCCGCUGCGAGUCGGUGGUGACGGAGUUCCAGGUGAUGUGUCUGGCCGUGGGCGCCUCGGCUCUGGUGGUCCUGCUGCUCUUCAUGAUCGUCGUCUGCUUUGCCAAGAAGCUCCAUGUGCUCAAAACAGAGAACAAGAAGUUGCGCAAGCGCAGCAGUAAGUACCGGCCUACAUCGGAGCAGCACAAUGAUAAUUUCUCGCUGUCCACCAUCGCUGAGGGCUCCCACCCAAAUGUAAGGAAACUGUGCGACACCCCUCCUAACGUCCCUCAUGCCCGUGCAUUGGCUUACUAUGAUAACAUUAUCUGUCAGAAAACCAUGAGCAGAUACACCUGGGAGUGUAAGACCAAAGAGGAGUCCGACUGUGAGGAUGAUCCCAACUCCCAGAACAAGCUGGAGGACCCGGUGAAGGCCCCCCCCAAGGAGGAUGACUCCCUCAACAUCCACAACUCUCUGACCCCCAAACACGAGAACCACAAGGUCCUGGGCGAGGAGAACUCCUCGGAGGUAAACUCACUGCAGAACAACAUGAUGUGAAACGAAAAAAAAACAAAACAAACGCAAAACUACCCCCGGCAACCUGGCAACACAACACAGAGUGCGCCUAACCAACCAACCAGCCAGCCUCCAACCUACCAGCCAACCGACACAAACUGCAACCUUCUCCCGACACGGCAACACUGCCACAAGCAGCCCCGGGUUGCUGCAACAAAAAAAAUGUGUACACCACCACCACAACUACCACCACCACCUCCGCCAUCACUGCCCCAGCUUAAAGUAACUCCGCCCCCUUCCAGUUUCCCCUCCUUACAUGCUACCCCGCCCUGUUUUGCAGCCCCGCCCCUUCCUCGUUGCUGUCACUAGACCUUUUUUCUUUCUUACUUUCACACAACAGACAUGAAAAGCAUACACAUACUGUGAAAAGAUGAAGACAAAAUCACGCUUAAAUGUAUACACACACAGACACAGACACACAC